Messenger RNA from Pangasianodon hypophthalmus (striped catfish), 21604 nucleotides. It is a transcript of the gene b4galnt4a, whose product is annotated as beta-1,4-N-acetyl-galactosaminyl transferase 4a. The coding region runs from base 15336 to 18644 and encodes 1102 amino acids. Gene Ontology annotation, molecular function: acetylgalactosaminyltransferase activity. The transcript is spliced from 20 exons. Gene Ontology annotation, cellular component: Golgi cisterna membrane. The record is from RefSeq and is a predicted model, not a curated record. NCBI's taxonomy places the organism in Eukaryota, Metazoa, Chordata, Actinopteri, Siluriformes, Pangasiidae.
AAGUCCAUCCGACUGCACUUCAACUACGGCAAAGAUGGAGAGAGGCAAGCAGAGGGGACUGAUGCCAGUCACAAGAGAAACUCGCGCUCCUCAGACAGCCAUCACAAGAGUGAGGACAUCAGCGAUAGCCAUGAAGAAGACACAUCAGUAAGAAAUGAAAUGGCGAGAAACUGUAUGGAUUAAUAUGCCUUGACAAAUUGAGUUGAUUACACCAGAGAGGUUUAAAUUAAUUAUGUAACUUGUUUAUCUUGACCGGAAUUUGAAAUAAUUAUAAAAGGUUUGUGCUUAUUACGCACUUCGGUCAGUUCACAGCAUAAUUCACAGGAGCAUGAAAGCACAGUAAAGUAAGCUCCAUACAGGAAACCUAUCAAAUUUAAGCAGCAAAAAUCAUUUCGAAUUCGACUGAGGUUAGUGUGCUACUUUUUCCCAAAUAGACGGACACUCUGCUAGAAUGUUUUUUGAAAAAUCAACAAGAAGUCAGUUAUAUUUCUGUGAAGCAGUGAAAACAGGAGUGACCAUGGCCUGCCCUUUUCACAUUUCACUCGAAUCUUUAGACCUUUUGAUUUUGGCUCUUUUUUUAUACAUUUCGUUUCAUGAUUGCAUGUGGCUCACCAAUAUUAGACAACAACUCAAGCUGUAAAUAAAAAAAGCCACUGUGAUCUAUUUUAAACAACAUUUUAAAGCUUAAGAGGUAGAGCUAGAGAGAUUACAGAUAUGCAUAACGAAAUAUCAUUUAAAACAGUUAUACCAUAUAAAUCAGAGAGCCGUGUUUGCAUUUUUAUUGGAUAUAUCACAGAGCUUGGGUCAUUUCCAGGCUUGACUGAAGAUGGAAAUUAGCUGGGAGCUACCUCUAUUGUAACAAGAUUAAAGAUUUUUUUUUCAUGAUCCCUGAAAAAUAAGCAAAAUUACCUGAACUAACAACUCAACUACUAACAAAUCAGCUCAUAGCAGUGUAUAUUAACUUUAGCUACAAGAUGGUGAAAAGAAACAAAAGGUGGACAUUCUCUUUAGAAUCUAUUCAGCCUAAAUGGACUGAGGAUUAUACACGUGCAGUAACAUCAGGGUUUCCGGUUAAGGCCUUGUUCUUCAUAUCUGACAUGUUUGAUCAAAGCUUCAAAAAAAAAAGUGUGAAGAAUAACCCUGUGUAUUAUGAUUUUGGAAUAAGAAUGGUGACAGCAUUAAGAGAUGAUGUUGCUAAAAGAGUAGAUUUAAAGACAGGAAUAGCCAUUUUCUACCUCACAUGUAAAGGGUUAACUACAUCUCAUGUGUCAACACUCUGAUAGAUGAAUCCUGAAAUAGUGGAGUGUGUUUGAUAUGAUAUUCAGUCUCAUGUGCCACUAGCUGGAUAUCAGGUCACUGCCACAAGCGACAUUUGAAGGCAUGUACAUUCCUCUCCUAUCCUAGUGUUAAAUGAUUGAUAGCCUGAUUUUCCUCCUCUAUGUGCUCUAAAAGCCACACAUUUCCAUACCUCUGUCUCCACCAAAGAGCUGCUACCUCCCUCUCCACCACACACACAUAGCACUCUCCGUAGCACGAGUUAAAGUGCCCUUUAUUCUGCUCGCAGCCAGACACAAAGCACCUCUGAAUCCUGCCAGAAUUACUCGCCUCCAUUUUCUCCUUGCAUUGUUAGAAGUUAAGAAAAAUAAGAAAUAAAAUAAAAUAAAAUAAGAAAAUCAGAGAAAAAGAGGCUGGUAAUGGAAGACUUUAUAGGUUUAUAGCUGCUAUAACGUAAGUAAUAACAAGAACUACGUUGCUUUAGGGAUCUUUCACAGCAUUAAACGCAACUAUAAACGGAUAAUGUGUUGUUCUUUAAUAAAUUUUAAAAAAUGUUGUGUAAGAGGAACACUUCUGGACUUGUGGUUAUUAGAAAUUAAUCAGCUUUGUGGAGGUAAUAGUAACUCUGCAUUGUGUUGGGCCGUAUCAUACCACUCGAUAUUACAGUCGAAUAGAACGGGGAAUUUAUGCACUCGGGAUGGAAAGGAGGUUACACUGUCGACAGUGUGUGGACACGGUGAAGGGAAGUCGUGGACGUCUCUGUCUUUAUCAUUUCACAUGGACAGAGAUGAGUAUAGCUGCAGACACGGAUAGACUGAAUAUGAUGUAUAUCUCUGAACAUUUCUCUGUGUGUAAGACAGGCUGAGAUGUGCUAAGAAUAAAUCCGAGCUUUUUCUUUUCUUUUUUUUUUCUUACCUGUUUCGCAUUCUUAGUGUCAAACCAUUUGAAUAGCUGAGGAAAAAAAUGGUUUCAUCAGACAAUCCAUGUGAGCUGUCUUUUAAGACUACAAGUUGUUAUGACAACCAUUUAUAAUGAAGCAUUUUUGAUGCUUCACAAAUUAAAGGUGGGGUCAGUGAUUUUCAUGUCAACACUUUUUGUGACAUUCUUCUCACAUUCUUCUCACAUUCUUUUAACUGUCAGAGCCAAAUCUGAUAUUUUCAUGCCACAGACUCUGUCCUUAAAAAUAUAUGAUAUGGCCCACCAAUAAUUUCCAGUCAGUCAGGACAAGGAGGCAUCUGUGUUGAUUUUUUUUUUUACUUAAAAUGAAAUUCUUUCUCUGAACAAGUACUUUUCUUUUAGAACUUUAGGAAAAGCGGCCAACAUGUUUUCAGCCUAUUUGGGAAGUUUAAGAAAAACCUCCUGGGUGAAUCUCCCUCAUGAAGCUGGUUGAGAAGAUGCCAAGAGCUUUACAAGGAAUACUUUAAAAUAUAAUGUAGUUUUGUGCGAACACACGGUUGUGCAGUGGAUAGUGUUGCUGCUUCACAGCUUCAGGGUUCUCCGUUUGAUCCGAAGCUUGGGUUACUGUCUUCCAGGUUCUCCACUUUUCUCCCACCUCCCAAAAAACAUGCCAGUCUAAGUUGCCCCUAGGAAUGAGUGAGUGUGUAAUUGUGUUGUAUGCAUGAUGCCCUGUGAUGAACUGAUGUCUCAUACAGAGUGUAUACCCAUCUCACACCCAGUGUUUCUUGUAAGCUCCAGCUCCAGUGUGGCCUUGGAUAGAACAGUUACUGAAGAUGAAUGAGUGAAUAAGUUUUAAUUUGUUUAACACUUUUCCUUUAAUGUUUUCGUUAUUAUUCUAAAACAGUAAAAAUGUAGAAAUCCCUUCCAGGAGCAAGUUUGUCCAAGCUUUUGACUUCCACCAAAUUCACUCAUGUUACACUCUUAGAAAAAUAGGUUUCACUUUGUCCCUACAAUAAAAAGGUUCCCUUUUAGAGAACCCCUUUGGGCAAAACCCUUAAAUAUCCAAAGAACCCUUGAAGAACCAUUGUUCUAGGACCUGGAGGAAUAAUGUUUUUCACAUGUUGAAUAACAGAAGGAUACUUUUAGUAACACCGGGGGACAAGGUUGCACUCCAUAGACACAAGUGAUUGUACGUCCGUCACCAUGGUAACGCUCAGUGGUGGAUCAUCUCUAGCCAACAUGGAGGAUGGCUUUGAUGGUGUGAUGGUGGGAAAGUGUGUGAGUGUGACAGUCAUGGAGAUGCACUGAUGUCUCUCCAACCACUUCUCUGUCUCCCUCAUUCAUUUUUAAUCAGGCAUUUACCAUCUCUCUGUUCAACCUAGGUUUCCACGUCUGGAGAAUGCACACACACACACACACACACACACAAAACUCACACAAAAAUACGUGCAGACAGACACGUUUUUUCCACGAGAAGAAAAAAAAUGGAAUAUGCAGUGCAAGAAAAAUAUCUGUUCAGCAAUUUCUGCAACUGGGAUCAUGUGAUGCUUCUGCUAUUAUCAUUAUAAGUCCUGAUAAGACUUGAAAUAUUCCAUUAAUGUGCCUCUUUCACCUUUAACUGUACUCAUUAAGUCCCUGAGGGCCCUGUCAUCCUCUCAGCUCAAACUGGGACUGAACUAUGUGUGCGUGUGAGUGUGUGUGUGCGCAUGUGAUGCUGCCUUCUGUCUCAUGCAUAUUAAUGUGACUCUGCUCCAGGUGAGCAAUGUCACCUGAGCUCAGUGAAUCCAUCAUUCCCAUCAGGUUAACAUGAAGAGCUGAGCCUGAGAAGACCUGAGGAGCCAAAAAUGUCCCAUGUAUGCUGGUGGUGUUGUCAUUAUAACAAAAUCUCUUCACAGUACCACGAUAAGUACCACAGCACUGAAACUAAAAUUAUACUAUAAUUCUAUUAUAUGAAUUGAAAAUUUAUGACAGCAAAAAGAAAUUUAAACAUGCACCACGUCAAUUUAGGAUCAAAUGAAUGCAUAAGAAUGCAGAGAAAUUUUGAUGGUCUGUAUGUAAGGACUAAAUGACAGGACAAUAACCAUUAUUAUUGGGAAAAUAACCAAAGAUAUAACCAGAUCACUAAAGUGGAGUUACUUUUACCAACCCAGUGGUGAUCAUUUUCAACUAGCAGGAUGUCGCAAAGUGUUUUAUUCUUCUUAUACCACAGCGAUUUGCUGACUGUACCAUAUAUUUUAUUAAAGAAUGGUGUCAUACUUUUUAUCUGUUCAUUUAAUGUUGUGGAAUAUCCACAAGACAAGUUAUUUCCUGUUCUCACUUACAUCAUGGCAGCUAUAAACAGUUGUGUCUCCAUCUUGAAGUGAAUAAUACAAGGUCAUGAAGACCUUCCCAUGCUGGAAAACCUAAAGUUACAGCUUUAACUCUGACAGUUAAAAAGUUCUGAAACUGGAGACUCCUUCCAAAAAUGCUAAAUAAACGUCUCCUCACAGAAAACUUCACCACAACAAUAAUCAUACGUCAUGUCGAGUGACCGCCGUACAAGUCCCUGUGAAUGAGCUGUUACUAUAGAAACGCUAAUGCAUUAGAGCGUGCGCAUUAAUAUAAACCUGUGAUUUGCCUUGCCUUGAGCUAUUUUGAAAGCAACUAUAAUAGAAGAUUAAUUAACAUCUUCUGACCAAUCAGAUUUGAGAAUUUGUUUUGAGAACCCAAUUUGUUUCAAGACACUAAGUUUUCAUUAAAAUUUAAGAAUUUGUUUUGAGCAACAAAUUUGGUUUGAGAAGUUUUGCUAAGUCUUCAUUAAAAUUGAACAUUUGUUUUCAAAAUUUAUAAUAAAUUCAUUCAGAAUGAAAAAAAGGAAAAGUGAAAUGACUGGAGAAAAAUGAUAAAGCUGUGUCUAAUCAGCUAACAAUGGAGAUAGCUGGUGUUAGAAAUGACAAUACUAACAAUAUCCACUCUCACUCAUGCUCUCUACUCAGCAAAUGUAUAGCAAUAUUGAUAUCAUAUCAUCACAUCACUCACAACUAGAUAGCCCUUGCCUGAGAAUAACAAUUGAGGAGUUCCAUUAUAUUGAUCACAUCACAUUUGCUGAGGAAGACAAAUUACAUUCCCAGUUUACUCUGAGCAACACGCUCAUCAGUGCACUUAUUAAAUAACUGUAUUCAGAAGGGUGUUGCCGCAAUCCUGUUUCAGUACUGCGAUCUUGUGCAACACUGCUGUAUGGCUUUGCAGAAUUCCUUCCCUCUCUCUGUGAACAGAACAAAUCUGACCACAGUCUAUGAACAGCUAAGUGUCUUGCUCCUCUGCGUCAGUGAACAAUAGCUUUAGUCAAUAUAUGGCCUACUCCUUAUUGUAGCUGAACACCUGUUCAGAGAUCAUCAUCACCUGGCAGGUUCUUGGAUGAGAUAAUGGUUCCACUGAAGCACUAAAUGCCAUUGAUUGGUUAAAUAUGCUCCAUGGCGAGACUCCAUGGCAUAAUAGAGGUGUCUAUAAGAGUAUAAUUAUUCUCCGGCAGAGAAAAGCUCUCAGUUACAGUCCCAUAUAUCUGGCUCCAUAAGGAGUCGUCCACCUCUGACACACUGAUAGGGCUGCUAAUGCCUGUGGAGAACUAAGAAAUCACCUGCAGCUUCUGUGGGAUUAAUGUCUCAGGCUGCAGGCUGCACUUGAUCUUUUGUUCUCAAGGAAUGAGAGAGGGAGGGUAGAGGAAGAGUGAAAUGUGUGUGUUUGUGUGAGUGGUGUUAUACAUUCAUGAUGGAGGUAUAGGUGUGUGGGAGACCAAGUGUGUGGCUGAGUUCGAGAGAGAGCGGGAUAAGAAUGACUCUCUAGGCCAGGAUUGAAGAGAUAGAGUAAGGAUUAGCAGCGUGAAGAGAUGGGGCUCACUGCUUUGUUGAGUUCUGGGUGGUUUAGAAGGAUAUUAAAUUCAUGGCUAAAUCUGAAAUCAUUUUAGUAAUGAACUCAGAAUACUUACAGUUAGUCUUGAAUAUACGGUAUACAAUCAAUUUAAUAUAAUGAAUAUUGCUUUGAAUUAAUAUAAUGAAUUGUCUCCUUUGAAGUGAAUGUUUUCCUCCUAGCAUAAUACAUACGCUAAGAUUUAUAUCAUCCAGGUAAGGAUUGAAGGCCAGACAUGUCUUUUACGCAGUGUCUUUCAUGAAAAUUAUAAAUAUGCAUAACUAUUACAUGCACUUGUUCCACUCUUACUCUUACUAGCUGUUAACAGCAACAAAAUUACACAUUAAGGUAUAAAUAAAGAUUUCUUUAAAAUUCAGAAGAACUAUCAACAUUAAUACUGACAUCAACAUUUUUUUCUAACACUUUUUUUUUUAUCUUUUUCAUAUUUAACUUCUAUACUAAGACUUUUUGUAAACUCCCUUCAUGUUCUCCAAUUUCUUAUAUUAGAGUUACAUGUUCGUCUCAUCAGAGUAGUAAAUUUUUCUUUUUCUUUUUUUUUCUUUGUAUUAACUGUAGUCCUGCUACAUGCAUUCGCUCCAUAUCGCCAUACAAGGCUGAGGGACAAACAGGCAGGUGGUGAGAGAAAAUGAAUUGUGUGCUUCUCGAUCUCAUCUCUAUCCUUUUACUUAUCAGGGCUGUACAGAGACUGUUGGGACCAUCCAAUUGAUCAUAUUUAUGAUUUUAUGGUAGGACAUGUUUUAGCUACUGCUGUCCUGGAGAAAUGACAGAAGAAGACUGGAGGCCUAGUGCAGUUGAUUUUUUUUUACUACUUACAGCACGUAUGGAGAAACACAUAAAAAUUACAACAUUCUUUAUAUUUCAUCCCUCUCUCUCUGUCUGUCUUUCUAAGUAUAGACAAUAUAUUGUAUGCUAAUUGUUGCAGUGAUAUCAGCCUUUGCAAUACUGAAUUCAAAGAAGACUGUUAAAUGAAUUCAUGGAAUUCAUGCAGAUGUUUUCAUAUUUCAUGUUUUCAGUACAUCACAUUGAAUUGUGCCAAAUCAACUUCACAUACUUAAACUGUCCAUGUUAAACUUUUUUAGCUUUUAAUUUGAAACCUGGUGCUUUUAAGCCUUUCAGCAAAAUUUAAAUCUCAGUAUUCCCUGGUGGCUAGGUCUCUUCUGCUAUGUAGAACAACGCUUCGAAAAAGUGUCCAUCUUUCCACACUUUUUGGUGGUUUAAUGCAUUGUUUGAGUAUUAACAGUACAAUACAUCUCCCUGAAUUUCCUCAAACGAAUAGUCCAUCACUGGAGACUCAACUAAUGCUACCGUUAACAGCGUGACUGUCAGCAAUUGACUGUCAAAAUGUAGCAAGUAGCUAAUAUUAGUUGAGCAUAUUCACUUUCAGUCAUCUUGCUUGUGAUUUUAACUUAAAUGUCAAUCUCAGCAAAAUGCACUUAUUGAACAAAUACUGAAAAGAAAAAUGUGGUUCAUGUCAUCCACCAACCUCACGUCAUCCACCAACCUGCACACAGGCAAAAUUCAUUAUAGACAGUUAAAUGGAGUCAGAGAGAAAUUUAGUGUGGGUUGAUUACAUGAAAGUUUUCAAUUCUGAUCAGUCAGAUUAUAUACUAUUUAUCAGACUCCAUGUAAACAGCUAGUAUAUUAUUUGAGGAUAUUGCUUUGUGUGAGUGGUUCUGAGGGUAUCUUGAUAAAUCCCAGCAUUCACAUUACCUCUCAAACAGAUUUUUGGUCAGAAUAUUGCAGGCCAAUCAGGAAAGAUUGACCAAUAUAUUUUAAUAUAUUGCAAGCUCUAUUCACCACAUAUAGCAAAAUAGUAUUUUCAGCAUAAUGUCAUGUCUCUCUCUUUGUCAAUUCUGUUGCUGUGCUAAUAGUAGCACAGAUUUUCUGGCGAUGGUAAAUAAGGUAUCGGUUUGAUAUAUAUGCUGAUUUACGGCACCCACCAGUCAGAGUCUGGUUUUAAUCAUACUGGCGGGAUUACGGCCGCUCGUAAAAUGAAGCCUUAUUGUUAACCCGAAAUUGCUUUUAGGGUCGUAAAUAUUGGGCAGUCCAGCCUUGCUGAUGCUUUAUGGGAGCCAGGGAAGGCCUGUCACCCUGCCUACCACCUCUUCCAUGACACAUCUCAAGAGUCCUGACUAAUCUAGAAAUAAAUAUAUGCUUGCAGACUGGUCGUUGACUUAGCAGCUGAGGCUAUGUGAAGCUAAAGAGGGGAUUAUCAUGCUGGACUCUGGCAGGGCAAGCAGACAGGUCUCAAUUAGCUGCAGACAAAAACACAUACUGCUUUGUUUAAUUAGCCAAAUUACGUUGUUAAUACCUGCAGUGAGUGGGCACGAAAAUGGAUUAUCUGCUGAGGUGUGCGUGCUUCUACUGUGGUGCAGAUGUCAUCCACAGUCCUUUUGUCCUUUCUGGCUGUUGUGUACUGAGUAUGAGUUUUAUCUGUGCACAAAAUAGGAAGCUAGAAUAUGAUAAAUAUUGGCCCUCUUAUUUUUGCCAUGUCUUAUAAAUCUGCGCAACAUCCAAGUUAUUGUAGUUCGUGAAAUUCCACUGCCUCAGCAUCUAUAGCAGCAUGCAAAAGCACCAUCUUGAUCAUUAUCUGAGGCAGUGCUGUGGUCAGAUCUAUGUGAAGUGGAAAUGUGUUCCUCAUGAGGCACAUAGCUAGCACACUCUGCCCUGCUGCACUUGCUGACACUGUUUCUCUGCAGUCAUUUUCCGUGAAUGUUUAUACAUAUGCCACAGAAUGCUUCACCAGGUCCUCUGACACACAGUCAUUAACACUGGCAAAUUAGGAGUUAUUGGUAACCUCAGAUCCUCAUUAAGAAUGCUGUUUUUGAGAGGCAUGAUUACAUAUAUGCGUAUAUUGUUGCCAUCAUUCACCAGUGCAAAUUGAAGUCUGAGCGCACAUUUCAUUAGGUUUAGUCAUUUUAGGAUAUGGAGUUUGGAAUCAUUAAGGAAAACUUUGGAACUCAACCAUGCUUUAAGUCAAACUCUUCUUAAUUAGUCAAGAGCCAAAGCUUCUGUCAGUGUAAUCAGACCUGAAAAGUUUGUCUACUCAGAGGCUUUCUGCUUCUAAAUCCAAGCACUUCUCUCUCGCAGAAAAAAAUCCUGUCUGAAGUGUUUAACCAGAGACUUAGUCAUGUUUCUGAGACAUGCAGAAAAUUCCAAGAAGUACAUUGUUGGACUUGUGGUAAAGCAGGUCUACUGGUGAGCCACAGCAAGGUACUCUGUUUUUGGAAUUUCACACUAAUGUGUGUCAAUCUAGUGCUUUCUGACCAGUCAUAAUCAAAAAAGUGCUGAAUUCCACAUGGAUGCUGCUUGUGCUGUGGCUUUCUUCCUUCCUUCCCUCCUUCCUUCCUCCAAUCUAGUUUACAGUCAAUAGUCCAUACCACGUGGCAGACUAGGAUCUGGUAGACAUCACAGUAAUUUCUUUGUUUAGUUGCAUAGGUUGCUUACUCGGUUAAAGCGUGCUUGAGCUUGUUUCAAAUCUGUAUGAAAGACAAACUGAUGACCUUUACUCUCUGUCAUUCCCCCAAUCUGAGCCCUGGUCUCCUUUAUCUCCUUAUCACAUCCAGUUAACUUCACCACGGUUUCCAAUUUGUCCGGGAGAUUGAGGAGCCUAUGAUUGCAUCCUGACUGUGGGGUUGUUUUGACAACCUCAUGGCUCAGACAGGCCCUGAGGCAGACCAGUUCCUCCCAGUUCAAACUCUCUCACUUCCUUCUCCUCCUCCUGAGCCUCUCUCUGAUUUGGAGCUUCUAUGUCUAAUGGGAUCAGACCAGGGAAAAAAGCAAGACCUGUCCCUGGGAUGGGUUGUAGGGGAGAGAGGCUGUCUUACUCCUUUGGAGGUGUACUGCCACAGCUGUACAUGGGAACAGUGGGAUUUGUCAGCUUGCCUAAAUUAGAUCUAUGCUGAGUAUUGAGAGGUAGAUCUGGAAUUAGAUUAAGCUCAGAAUGAAAACUUUUGGUCAAAUCUUGCUUUCGGCCAUGCACGAAAUUAGAGCUGGAUGGAGGCAGUGAACCUUAGGACCCUGGAGAUGGAAGAUGAUGUAAAUCCCAGCUAUAGGGCAAAGUGAGUCCUGAAGGCAAUAACCAUGGUCCUUUCAUUGAGAUGAAGGUUGUGGUGCUUCUGUAGUUGUCCUUUUUGUGAGUAGAUAUAAGAUGUUUGUUUGAUGUUCCUUAUAGGCUUCUUUUUUGUCUCUCAGCAACUCCAAUGAGGGCAACAAGUCUCCAUGGUAACUAAUCUCAUGUGUUAUCUAACAUCAUGCAUGCUUAUCUCAGUCAGCCAAGGGCUGUGCUGUUGGCAAGUUUUUGGUCUCAACAUGAACUUUAGACACUGCAGCCAUUUUGAGACUGCAGAAGUAUAUCUGAUUGUCAAAACCACGCUCUUAGGAUAUUCCUAUUUGGGUGUUCCGCCCUCCUACACAGACCACACUUAUGCUCUCGUCCAGCUCCCUGCACACCUGUACCAGGUAUUCAGUGUUCUUUAACAUGUUUGUUGGGAGCUGAAUGAGAGCUGUGUUCCAAAAAAAUGGGUCUCCUCAGUGAGAGCUCAAGGCCUUACUAUUCACAUUAAUAAAAUAAACACCCACUGAAGCAAUUCCCACUUGAUUGCACUUGAUAUCACAUCCACCCUAGUUUUGACCCAUUUGGUUUCUCACAUUCUACACUCCUGUGUUGCCCUUUGGCUUCUCACUUUCCUAAUUUAUUCCCUUACAAGUUUCACCUGUUCUUUAUUCCCACCUCCUUGUUUGAGCCCUUUGUUUUUCUCUUGCUGUUGCCAAAGUCUUGCAUGUUUUUAGCUGUGUCUCAAAUGCCGUGCUUUGCAUGCCUUUAGUGCAAGUAGUGUGUUCACUCUGAGAAGUGUGGACCACCAGACAUCACACACUAAUUUGUUACUGUGUUUAAUUAAAAAUGUUCCUACCCUACACACAUCUAUGUAGUGCAUUUUAAGUACGUGGCUCAUAUUCCGAACAGAUAAUGCAUUCAUAUUUGGUUACAUCCCUAAUGUACUGCAUACUACACCAUUUAAGACACAGCUCAUAUUCUUCUGGUUGCUGGUUUAGAGUGCAUUCAGCUUUUGACACAAGUCUGUCUUAUUGGAUUAUAAUAAUGGCUGCGUUCACCCUGUCUGAGUGUGUUUUGACCCCUGUUAUCGAUACUGACAGUAAUUCUGGAAAAAAAAAACCCUUAAUAUAACAUGGCUAGAACCAAGGGGAAACAAAAAGCUUAAAAUGGAAGUGGAAAUGAGGAACAGGUGAAACCAACAAGUGAACACAUGAGAACAGGAAAAAUUGACUAAAUAUGUGGGAAACCAAUGGGUUAAAUAAGAGUGUGCAGAAUACGUUAGCCAUAGAGGUCUGCACCAGUAGUCAUGAUGCUAGACUGUGUAUGACUGUGCAAUGCUUCUACAAAAGAUUUCUACUACAAGAAAUGAGGCACAUCACAAAUCACAAACCCGGAAUUAAGUAUUGUGCAUCAUUCCCAAAGGUUUAAGUGUUUACUACAAAGGAGACAGGAACUGGCAUGGGAUUUGGCAACCUAGCAACAUGGACAGACCCAGCAUGAGGAAUAAUUGAUGUGAAAAUCUUAGUUUGGUGGGUGUUUUUCCUACUACGUUCCUCUGCACUCGGAUGCAUCUAUGCACUGACUCAUGUUCUUGUGGGAGCUUCAUCCUCUUUCAUUUCUUUGCUUUUUUUCUGUAGCAGAUUGUUAUGGUUACAUCAUUUUUUCUUCAUGUCUGUGUUAUAUUGAGAUUUCAACCAUACACUAAUUGGUUUUAUUAGGUGAUGCAUAAGUAUAAAAAAACACAUUCAGUGUUUUACGUGAAUCAGUAUGCAAGGUACUCAGCACUAUUUUCAAGACUAUCAAGUUUUUAGUUUGGCAGCAUCUUUCUUUUAGCUCCGUGCCAAUUUACUAAUGAUGCCAAUAUUUAGAGUAAUUAAUAAAACUGAGCGGUAUCAGCUUUGGUAGUUGCAGAAUGAUGACACUGAUCAAGGAAGGCUGUCAGAAAGCUUAAUAAAGCCGCACACGUUUUCAAAGAAAAAAUACUGAUGCUAAUGGUUUUAAGGGAAAAAACAGACAAAAGAUAUGACUGUCAUAUUGUCAAGGAAACAUGGGUAAUUCUGAUGAACAAUAUACAGUAUACAUGUCCUUUAUGGUUAUGAUGGUAUGAAGGAAAGAGGAGAAAAGCGAGCAUGAGAGGAAAAGUGUCAUUCGCUUAAUGUCAGUCGGUGACCAGUGUAAAUGCAGGACAGACAGAAAUAAAGGUCAGCUGCUCAGAAAUCCUAAGCAUCUGUUUUUGGGGAAAUUUCUGGAAACUCGUGGCCUUUCGGCUCUGAUUUCACAGUCUCAGUUAGGGUGUUUCAAUGCUUCGGCCUGUGAACCUACAGCCAAGACAUUAAUUAAAAAAUCCUCCAUGAUGAAAUACUUCUCUACAAACCUGCUGUACACUCACAGACAUAAAGCAAUCCGAUUUCUUGGGUGACACAUCUGAGAUUCAAAAUUUCUGAAUAAAUUUAUCUCAAAGUCCCAGUCUCAAUUAGGCCCAUGUUCUAAAUUUUGGUGUUGAUACGUAUGGCACACUUAAGAUUUUGUCAGUUGCAUCAGAAUUAUUUUAAUCUGUAUUCAUUAUAACUCACAUCCAAUACUCAACAUUUUAGAUUUAUGCCACCGCUAGUGCCACAGAUCAGAAAUCUUACAUUUUGAGGAUGAUGUAGUAUGGCUGUGGAGGCCAAACGCAAACAGUAGGUUGCAUGAGCACACUCUCCCUUGGCGCUGGCCUCUUGCACCUGCAUGGCUCUGUGUCUGUUUGCACUUCAUAAUGCACUGGCUCCUAUUGAAAAAUAAGCCAUGGUCCUCAGUUCACAUUGAUUUUUACCGUCCGGCCGGCCUCAUGAUUGAUCUCCUCUGCAAAAGCAUUGAUUCCCCUUGCUCUCCCUCCCAGCCUUUCUGUCUGGGGACUACAAAUGGGCCUCAGCUACUUUUCUAUUGUUAUAAAUGGAGCUAGCGCUCCAGGCCUCUAAAUUAAUGAUAGGUCAUUGCUGGCUGUCUCCUCCACACGACCAGAACAAAGUUGUAGUGGUACUGAAGCCAUGGUUUGCCCCUGUCUUGGUGUUUGCCUUUCUUUUCUUUUGCCCCAUGAGUUUGAGAGAGGAACCAUCUGAGCACCAGCUGAGGUUGGUUUGGUUUGCACAGCUAUGAGAGAAAUAAUGAUGGGUCAGAGGAUGACCAAGAGCCAAGAAUUGCUAUACUUUUUAAACAACAGUUUUUCAGAGGUUGUGGUGGGGGUUAGGUCUCCAGAAUGGAACUGUUUAAAGAGGCACUGCAAUUAAAACAUGAUUUCUAAGUAGCUAACUCCUGUAAAUUUAUUACUACAGUGCCAAUUUUGUCCUUUUGUUUUGGAGAGUGUUAGAGUGAACUCGGUGUGUGAUUUCACAAAAUAAGCCUCGAGGCUUGAAUCUAUCGUGAUCUCUUAUGCUAUAAUGUAUCACCACUUUUAGCUGCAGAACUUGCACACUAAGUUAUCUUGCUAGCUAGCUAACUAGAUUACAUAGCUAAUGGACAAACUCUUGGUUGUUGUAGUAUAUUUUGAAAACAGCAUAAAUAAAUAACAUUGUGACAAUGCGAACUGAGACAGAUAGUAAAAUCUGCCUUUGUCUAUCUGUGACAACUGGGACGGCUAGUUUACUAGACAGAUCAGAUAGUAUUAUGAUUAUGAUUGUCCAGUCAACUAAACAAAUGGUCAGAAAAAAACAUGAUUUUUUUAGAGAUACUUAAUUGUUUAAUUCCUUACACAAUGCAUUCUUUUCUCAAUUUCCCGGAUUUCCUUUUUUUUGGAUUGAAGAAGCUAUAGCUGUGUCUGUACAGAUAUAGUCGUGUCACUACUGUAACCAAAAAGGCUGUGUGGAGAAGUAUGAUCUCAUCUAAUGUCUUAUGAGUCACUAAUAUAGCAUUGCUACUUUGUGAGGAGCUAGAUUUACUGUAAACUUACCAAAUAUCUUUUCUCUGACUCAGUCAGAAUACUGAUUUGUGCUACAGAAAGCAAAGCCAGUCCACAUCACAUCAUGCAGAAAGAUGAUAAGAGAGGUAAGCUCAUCUCAGUAACCUGAAUUUCAACAAAAACAGCAUUAAAGGGAUAAAAGAAACUCUUCAAGGCAAUAGAUUUGAAGUAAAGCACCAAUCCUUGUUAAAAAAAAAAGUGCAUGCCGUGAUCUCAAUCUUUUUCAUGGACUAUUGCGACUAUCAGACACUACUGACAAAAAUAUCACUGAAGAAAAUGUGACUUGAGACAGUUUUAGAUACUAAAGUCUGGCGUAACUAAACCUAGCUAGCUGUAAUGACACAACAAGAGAGUAUGGUCCAAGUGCAGAGUUUAUUGAGUUGAACAUUUAGCAAAAAUCAUAGACUACAUUUACAUGCACAUCAAAAUCCAUUUAAGGUCUGUAUUCGGGUUGCAGCCGAAUAAGAUGUUUAUAUGCAUACAGACAUUGGAAUAUUCCUGUAUACGUGGUUGUUGUAAGUAUGCCGAUCUACACAUGCUUUUCCUUUCCCGCUGUUAUUUCCUGGGAGAUUAAAAUCGCUGCCGUUGGUUAUAGAGUAUGCUCAGUUAUUAGUUUUAUUACUUACUUUUUCACACUAAUUUAAUUAGGAUUCUAACACUCUCACCAUCAAAAAUGCCCGACAACACCACCUCGAAAUGGAAAGGGUCGGGUGAGCAUCUAUUAAGCUAAGCAUGUUAACACCCACAAUUCCUUGCGAACUGAGCAUGUGCAUAUAUCUCCUUUCAGUGGAUUUUCUGAAUAAGGUGUUUACCUGCAACAAAUUUCUGAUUAAAAUAGGCAUAUUCCAGGGGUGGGAAUCAGAGCUUGGGGAAACAGAAUAUUGUCUUAAUCUGAAUCGGGCAAUCGGAUUGUGGCAUUUACAUGACUCAGUAUUAAUUAGAAUAUUUCCAAAUUUUGAUUAAUAUUGAAUUUGGAUAUUGAUAUUAAUGAGUAUGUAAACGUAGUCAUAGUUGUGAGUACAGGCCAAGUUAAAACACAAAAAGGCAAACAAACAGUAAACAAAUCUAAUGGGGGAGUGGAAAAAAAAAGCAAACAUGAUAAACAAGAUUAUAUACACCAGAACACCCAACACCAGUUACAAACUGGUCAGAAAUAUGAAUGGGAAAGCAGGCAAGACUUUGGAAAUUGGAAAAUAAUGUCUGUAUAGUGUCUCAGAUGGGAUUUAGGUGAGCUAGGUAAACCAGAAAUGGGCUGCUAUUCUGGUAAUGGUGACCUCUGGUGGUGUGGAGUGGGAAGGUCAGGAGGAUGAGCUUCACGCUGCUGCAGCUGACAGAGAUCAGUCUGAGAUUCUGAAGUUGCUUGCUAAGAAGCACAAGAAGUUGCUAUGGAAACCCGAGUAUAAGGGUCAGGCAAACCUGCACGUGUUUGAAGACUGGUGUGGCUCAUCUACCGCUCAGCUCAGAAAGAACCUUCAUUUUCCUCUCUUUCCCCAUACAAGAACUGUAGUGAAGAAACUGGCUGUUGCUCCCAAAUGGAAAAACUACGGCUUGAGAAUAUUUGGCUACGUUCAUCCAUACAAAGACGGGGAUUUCCAGUUUGCGGUGGCCUCUGAUGAUAACGCAGAGUUCUGGCUGAGUUCAGACGAGAGCCCGCUCAACGCCCGUCUGUUGGUCUACGUGGGCCAGUUGGGGUCAGAGUGGACAGCACCAGGGGAGUUCACCAAAUUCAGGUCUCAGGCUUCCAAGUCUGUCCAUCUCAUUGCUUCCAGAAGGUACUACUUUGAGAUUCUGCACAAGCAGGAUGACAAGGGCUCUGAUCAUGUGGAGGUUGGGUGGCGACCUUUCCUGCCAGGCCUAAAAUAUGAGGUCAUUGAUUCUGCAUACAUCUCCCUGUACACAGAUGAGAGCGGUCUGAAGAUGAACAGCGUGGAUCACAUCCCUCAGACGCUGGCCAGCCACAGUCGACUCCCUGUGGAGACUCAGACCAGCAGGCAGCACGGCGCCGACAUGCUGAAACCCGACCCCCGCGACACCUUCUUCAGGACACCAAUGAUUGACCCUUCUCGGCUGGAGAACGUGCUGCCACCUUGUCUGUACUCACCCACGUAUGUGGUUAAAGACUUCCCCAUCGCACGCUACCAAGGCCUGCAGUUUGUGUAUCUAUCCUUCGUCUAUCCCAAUGAUUUCACUCGGCUAACGCACAUGGAACGAGAGAACAAGUGUUUCUACCGGGAGUCGCCCAUUUAUCUGGAGAAGUUUGGCUUCUACAAAUACAUGAAAAUGGAUGAAGAGGAGGAUGACAGGCCAUUCUUCUUCCCCAACCCUGACGAUUUUCUUGAAGAGGAGGAAGGUGUGGAUCCUGAGGAUGAAGAAGAGAUUGUGGGCACUCCGCCAUCAAAGCGGGUCACGCGCCCCAGCCAGACCAGUCAUACCUCAAGCCCUUCUCAUAAAUCAGGGUCUGUGUCAUCCAGGAAGGAGGAAGGUGUGCAGCUAAAAAAGACAGUACUGAGAGAACAGAGACACUACUUCCACAAAGACAAGACACUGGAUAGGGAUUGGAAGAAAGAGGCGGGGCCAGAGGAUCCUGACAGACAGUCUGAGAUGGCUAAGACUGAGGACACUCAGAAUGAGAAUGUAGUGCACGGUCGCUCUUUGUCUUGGAUUCAGAAACACAAAGAAGGAGUGAAAAGAAAGGAACACGCCCCUAAAUUGAGCCGAUCCUCUCUCCUGUUCCCGCAGAAAUCCUCCCUCACAGCACUCACCAAACGAGCUAAGCAGCUUCUGACCAACUCCGCCCAUGCUGGCCGUAAAGACAGUACUCAUCACGAUAAUGGAAAAACCCACCCAAACACCAACAAGGAGCGCAAGAAAGACAAUAAAAUCUACAUCACCAGACCCCGGCCUGGGAACGAGAAAAAAAAUCCUGUGUCACAGCAACCCCGAGAGGUUUUCCCUGGAGUUUUUCUCUAUCACAGUGGGAAAACCACCAAACUCAUGAACCUUAAUUCCAAGCCCAAGGUGAGAAAAGGCAUCCUUGGGGCUUCUCAGUUCCUCGCCAGGCCCCCUCUUAGAGAAAACAGAGUCUUCCCUUUGAGCUCAAACUCCAGCCGUAAGAGUGUGGUUCACCGGGCCUCCAGCAGGGCGGUGCUCACGAGUCACACUGAAAAGAGCAAAUUGGCAGCUACUCCAGCUAGCUCUAGCCUUCAGCCUGCUUCUCCUGUUACUCCUCCUUCCUUUCACAAUAUAUCUUUGGAAAACGCUCUGCCUACCGAACCUCCCCGGUUCACCUCCUACCUCCGGACCACUGAGAUCACUGAGACGCAGGUGAAUCGAGCAGAGAUGGAGCCUGAGCAGGAAGAAGAGGGUGACCUAUCAGAGUACAGCUAUGAGGAGGUAGAGCCGCGUCCAGGCUGGGCCGAAGAGGCCAUUAACUGGCAGAGGACUUUUUCCGUCAACAGUAUGGACUUUGAGGCGUUGCGUUCUGACUGGAAUGAUCUGAGAUGUAACGUCUCGGGCAACCUGCAGCUUCCUGAGAGCGAGGUGGUGGACGUGCUUGCGCAGUACAUGGAGAAACUGAAUGAGCACAAUGGAGGUAUCUACACACUCUUGCGGAUUAUAAAUGUGGAGAAGAGGCGCGACUCGGCAAGGGGGAACCGGUAUCUGAUUGAACUGGAGCUGAUGGAGAGAGGCAGGAAUGUAGUGCGUCUGUCUGAAUACAUCUACCUCUUACUGCACCGUGGCCGGAUUGAGGAUAGUCUGGAGACUAGUGAUGGAGCGACUGGCUCACCCUCCUCCGCUCCCGUCUCUCCCAGACCCUCUGCUUCCUCUCAGCCGCUCACCCGCACCGCCCGUGCUACCCCACGACCUGGGACUGUCUAUGCCAAACCACUGCUCUGUCAGCCGGUCAUGCUGCAGUGGAAAAGAGAUGUCAUGGUGCACUUUGUGGUACCUGUGAAGAACCAGGCUCGCUGGGUCCAGCAGUUCAUCAGUGACAUGGAGCUCUUGCACCACGAGACCAAAGAUGAGAACUUCAACAUCAUCAUCGUGGAUUUCCAGAGUGAUGACAUGGACAUAGAGCAGGCGCUGAGAGAGAGCUCUGUGCCAAGAUAUGACUAUCUGAGGAGGGAGGGGAAUUUUGAACGCUCAGCUGGAUUGCAGAUUGGAGUGGAUACUAUUGAGGACAGUCACAGUAUUGUGUUCCUGUGUGACCUGCACAUUCACUUUCCCCUCAACAUCCUGGAGAGCAUCAGGAAGCACUGUGUGGAGGGCAGGCUUGCCUUUGCUCCAAUCGUCAUGAGGCUGGGCUGUGGGAGCUCGCCGCAAGAGCCUGAUGGAUACUGGGAAGUGAAUGGCUUUGGCUUGUUUGGAAUUUAUAAGUCUGACUUUGACAAAAUCGGCGGCAUGAACACAGAGGAGUUUAAAGACCGCUGGGGAGGAGAGGACUGGGAACUGCUGGACAGAGUAUUACAGAACGGCCUGGAGGUGGAGAGGUUGAGAUUACGGAACUUCUUCCACUACUAUCACUCUAAAAGGGGCAUGUGGAACUCCCAGAUAAAGAAGAGCUCAAAAGGCUAAGACUCAGCCCAUAUAUAUACUGAAAGAGAGAGACUUCAGUUAAACAAAUGGGCUAUCCUGAGCAGUCACAUGACCUCUGACUCUUAUGAACCAUACAGGAGGGAUACACACAGACACGGCCUGGCUACCUUUGCGUAUGCACUUCAGUCCAACCCGAGAGCACUCACUGGACUCUUCUUUGUGCGUUAUCUGUGUGUGUGGACGUGUGUGUGAGAUUCUUUAUUUGUUAGGAGGGGAUUUUUUAUACUUGAAGUAACCAUGCUUGGAAAUUUUUACUAAAAGUGAAGGUAAGUGCAGCUAAAAUGAGCUGCAGUGAGAAAGCGUUCUGCCCAGUGGCUAGUGCAAGAGCACCGUAAUGAGUUAGAUUCCAGGAGAAAUUUUAGAGAAGUUGCUUGAUGUGUGCCUCAACAUGCUGUUAAAUAUGAAGGUAAUUGUGUAGAAGCUUAGCACUGUGGGUAGAUAUGUCCUCUAUGGGUAUAAGAGGUUUUUUUUAAGGCUACAGCACUGAUUCCUGUUGAAGUGCAGGCUAAUAUUUAUAUUUUCCUUGAUCUGUAUACAUGUCCUAAUAUCUGCCAGCAGAGGGUGACACUGAAAUGCUGAUUGAAAUGAAUGAGUGUAUAUGUAGUGGACAGUAUUGCUCUGCUGAAAAGUUGAAGGUUAGACAAAUCACCAUCGUGUUCAUAUUUGAGCAGUAGAGAUGAGAGCUGGGGGAGUGUGUCAGCCUGGUGCCCGCUCAUAUUUAAUACGGACAUUCCCCCAUUAUCACGUUCUGAAAUGACAUCAAUACAUCAGGAUAAGUCAGUUACCCUUCAACCUGCCUGAAAAUAUAUCCUGCAGAAAAACACCACACUUAUGAUUGUAACUCAAAACACAAGAUUUAAGCAAACUUACUGCCGAUGAAGCGCCUGCUGAAGGAUUAACUGACAUCAAUAAUUUUAAUAAUAGCUGUGACUGGUGAGAGGAGGAAGCAGAUCGAUAUUGUUACAUUAAGUGGAAUGGAUUUUCAUCCCUUUCAUCCCACACACUAUGCCAUAUACUGUAAAAUGAUGGAGAAGCUCACUGUUCUGGGAUCUGUCUUUAAAGGUGAAAUCAGUACAUUUUAAGUCAGAUCACUGUUUGGUCCAGUUCUAACUAGUAAUAAUGUAUCUCCCAGCCUCUGUACUGAAGAAAAAAAAAUCUGUGAUGUCAACCAGCAACAUCCAGCCAGUCAGGACAAGCAGGCAUGUUGCCUGUCAUUUCAGAAAGUUUCCACUCAUGCACUAGUAUUCUGGCUUUUAAGCCUAGGCAGCACAUGUAUGUGUUCUUGGAGUGAGGCUUUUAAUGAUUCACCUGACAAUGAACUAAAUCCCUGACUAUACCUUAGCAGCUGUGACGUAACAGGACAUACCUGCAUGUCCGCAACUCGUCUGUUCUAGCUGUUAAUUAAGUUAACCUGUCAAUCAUCUCAAUCAAACACUUUCUGAUAAAUAUCAUUCAUCUUCAACACCUGUAUAAUCCUGGUUAGGGUCAGGCAUGAGACGGGAAAUACACACUAGAUAGGAUGCACACAUUCACACACCCUCUCGCACCUAUGGUCAGGUUGGUCAUUUUUGGGAGGUGGAAGGAAACCAGAGUUCGUAUAGGAAACCGAGACAAACACACAGUAACCUGGGCUCAGGAUUGAACUUGUGUGGAUGUGGGGAGGCCCAAAACCAUUUACAUUUACAUUUACUGCAUUUGGUAAACACCAUUAUCCAGAGUGCUUUGUAAUCUCUAUCAAAAACACAUCCUCAGGCUACUUUACUAUGUCAGGAACUAAGAGUACAAUCAAUCUAAAUACCCUGUUGGGGAGGUUAGUAGAGUAUGAAAAAACACAAGACAAGGAAACUACUCCAGCCAGCCACUAGAGAGCGUCAGCUACGUUUCGGUUCACUUUUUAUCCGUGUCAUGUUGUCCACCACAUAUCCAGUCAUUGAUAAUAAUGCUAGUGCUCAUUUCAGGUUUCCUUCUCCUAAAUACGCUGAAUAGUUUAGAAAUCCUGCUGACCGUUGACUCUCAUUCUAACUGGACCUCAGAGAUUGAAACUGCUGAAAAUCUGACAGCUCAUUUCGUUUUUUGUUUGUCUGUGUGCAUUUCUUUCUAUUUGCCCUGAAAAGACACCAUAGACUUUGAGUUCUCAGAUGCAAUAUGCACUCGGGCUUGUGUUGAGAGACAGCCUAAAGCUCUUGUAUAGAUAUAGAUUGUUUUACAGUGAGCUGUUACUGUAGUCUAUAGGCUUUCCUGUGGGCAAAUUCUGUUGUCUCCCAUGUGUGCCUUUGUUUUUGGUGUUUUCUAGGCUGAUGGUGGCAAGCUGGAUUUUAUGUGUUUUAAUGGGAUUUUAACUGAUAUAUAAUGAUCAGAAAUUGUCUUCUCUGUUGUAAUGUUUAAAGGAGGAGGAAUGUGUGUCUGAGUUUCACAAGAAAAAUCACUGGAAUUGUCUGGCAGCUGUAUGCAAAGAUGACACUGAUACAGUAACCCCCGAGUUUUAUGUCCUUUACUUCUGAAGCAAGCAGUAUUUACACUGACAGGAAUGACUCAGGUGCUAAAGAUGUGUGGAACCGAUCAGCACAUUUUCUGCUUUGUGUCAUUCCAUUCAAUACAGUUACAUUACAGGUAACUCUGUUUACACGCUGGUGUAUUCAAACUGGUACAUUGUUUGUUGGCAAAGAAUGCCACAUAUGUCUAAGGCUGUCACCACGGCUUUUUUAAAAUUCAUUAACGCUUUCUUUGUGCCCUCUCUUAACGAAUGAAUCCUGCAGACUCGGCCUGUUUUAGAAAUCAGAGUACGAGACCGAAUCAUUUUGAAUUCAAACAGGGAUCUAUAUUUCGAAGUAAUUUCUGUGAAAUUGUUGUGUAGAUAAAUUUAAGAAUGUAUUGUAUUAUUUUCAUUUUCAGCCUUUUGGUUAUUUUUUGGAAGAAUAAAGUUUUAUGCUGAACUCUCA